AGUCCUCAACCAACUUACCAACAGUUACGUUUUGCGUCAACUCAGUGAAACAACUACCAAUCAAAAACAAAACCAACAACAUGUUCAAAUACUUCGCUCUCGUUUUCGUCGCGCUCUUCGCCUUCGCUGCUGCUGAACCUAAGCCAGCUGUUGUCGCCGCUCCUUUGGCCUACUCUGCACCAUUGGUCGCCUCUCCUUACGCUGCCGCCUAUGCUGCUCCAUAUGCCGCUUAUGCCGCUGCUCCUUAUGCCGCCUACGCUUCACCCUACGCCGCCUACUCCGCUUACCCAUACGCCAGCGCCGCUUAUGUGCUCCGCAAGUAAAAUAGGGAUGUUUGGUUACAAAGAUUUUAUUUUUAUUAAAGGCUGAAAAAAACUGA
Messenger RNA from Ceratitis capitata (Mediterranean fruit fly), 379 nucleotides. RefSeq names its product cuticle protein 5.1-like. NCBI's taxonomy places the organism in Eukaryota, Metazoa, Arthropoda, Insecta, Diptera, Tephritidae. The record is from RefSeq and is a predicted model, not a curated record. The coding region runs from base 81 to 323 and encodes 80 amino acids. The transcript is spliced from 2 exons.